AUGAUCACAGUGCCAGAGAAUUUGGCUACCCAAGAGUCAGAUCAAACAAGGAAGACGUUACCGGAAGAGAAUGGUCGAUUAUUUCAUUGCCUUUAUGAUAUGUACACUGUCGAAGAAAAGCGACAAAUGUCUACUGAAUCCAAAGAUAAUCAAGAUGAAUAUCAUUUUAAUUAUGAAGAAGUACAAGCUCUUUUCAACAGUGUAGCAACAUCAUCUAACAGUAAUUCGAAUCAAGGAACAGAAAUAUCGACAACGACAAUAUCUUCAACAACACCCCGAACGACAAUAACAUACACGCCAGUCUUUGGUGGCAGAAGUUCUACAACUAGACGAUCUGUUCGAUCUCGUCCACCACCUCCAACCUAUUUAAAUUCUUCUUCGUUUUUUCGACAUGCUAUACAAACUCUACCUCAUCAUGGUGCUGCACUUACUUCUCAAACCGGAGGAACAAAUACACCUUCUCCAUUUAAUUAUUCAAGAUCAUUUCGUUCCUGCAUUCGUUCUCGAGGUUCAUCUUAUCGUUCAUCAUUUGAUAAUAAUCAGAAUAAUAAUCAUGGUAAUACAUCAAGAAUAAAUUUCGGUUUACACGAUAAUAUUACAGCAGCAUCAACAUCAGCAAUAACAGGAGUCAUUGGAGGACAACCAUCGAUUGGAUCUGUCACUACCGGUAUGAGUCAAGUUUUAGCUAUAACAACUACGUACCAACCACAACCAACUUCAUCAAGUGAUUUGCAACGUUCUACUUCAGUACCUAAUAUUAUUUAUUUACCAGCAACAUUUGCCCUACUCACUGUGAAUGACAAUUCGACUAAUAAUGCAAAUUAA
Molecule: messenger RNA, 825 nt
Organism: Didymodactylos carnosus
Lineage: Eukaryota; Metazoa; Rotifera; Eurotatoria; Philodinida; Philodinidae
Source: the annotation of a GenBank genome assembly